Molecule: messenger RNA, 604 nt
Organism: Brachypodium distachyon (stiff brome)
Lineage: Eukaryota; Viridiplantae; Streptophyta; Magnoliopsida; Poales; Poaceae
Product: BTB/POZ and MATH domain-containing protein 3-like
Exons: 2
Coding region: 35-445 (136 amino acids)
Biological process (GO): protein ubiquitination
Molecular function (GO): protein binding
Source: RefSeq, a predicted model, not a curated record
GGAAGAGGCAGAGAAGAAGAACGUACGCACGACGAUGGCGUUAAUCUCGCAAGGACUCGCAAUGGAGCAAGUUCGCAUACAGGCAGCUGAACCGAAGCGGCGACCUGCAGUGAAUACGAUCAUCUGGGCCGCAUGCUGGACUCCGCGCGCCGACGUCUCCUUCUCGGUCGGUGGCGAGAUGUUCCGUGCUCACCGGGCUGUGCUCGCCGCCUGGUCGCCGGUCUUCAAAGAGGAGCUAUUCGGCUCCGGCUCCAGGAAGUCCGAAACAACGCAACGUGUUACGGUGCAGGACACCGAUCCUGUCACGUUCGGGGCUUUGCUCCGGUUCGCGUACACUGAUUCCCUGGCGCCUACGGGGAGAGAGCUGCUUGGAGAGAACCCGUUGAUGGUCGGUCUCUUCGGCGUCUGCUGGCUGCAGCCCACUGGUAUGAGAUGGACCGGCUGAAGCUCCUGUGUGUGCAGAGGAUUUUGGACAGUUUGUCGGCGGACACGGUUGCAGAUGCUUUAUAUUGCCCGCUGAAGCAUGAUUGCCCGGAGCUGAAGGUCCGGUGUGCAUGGAUUUCUUUGUGGCCGAGAGCAAUUUUCAAGAAGGCUGUGUUGACGG